AUGGAACACCUAUUGGCCAAUCCCAGAUAUAUGAACGACUUUAGUAAAGCAUUGGCUGCUGAAGUCCGGAUCCUCCUCCAAGAAGUGGGCAAGUUGCGCGAUGAGAAACGCGCAUUGCAAUACGAAGUCUCGGAGCUGCUUGCAGCAAAGGCUCGAUAUGGAGGAGAUGGGGAAUAUCAUCCCGAGUGGUAA
Messenger RNA from Acaulospora colombiana, 192 nucleotides. NCBI's taxonomy places the organism in Eukaryota, Fungi, Glomeromycota, Glomeromycetes, Diversisporales, Acaulosporaceae. The record is from the annotation of a GenBank genome assembly.